AUGAACGACGAGACUCAAUUUACAGAAAGAGCUUUAACGAUAGUUACGCUAGCACAGAAGUUAGCACAAGAUCACCAACAUGCUCAAUUGCAACCAAUCCACUUUCUUGCAGCGUUUGUGGAAACCCCCGAAGAUGGUUCAAAGCCUUACCUGGAGAAUUUGAUCGAAAAGGCCAGGUACGAUUAUGAUACGUUUAGAAGAGUAGUGAACAGACAUCUGGUGCGGAUUCCACAGCAAAACCCAGCUCCUGCACAAGUUACUCCAAGCUACAGCACGGGCCAGGUGUUGCAAGAAGCUAUCAAGAUACAGAAACAGCAAAAAGACUCCUUCAUCGCUCAGGACCACAUUCUGUUUGCGCUUUUCACCGAUUCUAGCAUACAACAGAUUUUCAAGGAAGCGCAGGUGGAAAUUGAGGCCAUAAAGCAACAGGCCCUGGAAAUGCGUGGCAACCAGAAGAUUGACUCGCGUGGCGCCGACACCAGCACGCCUUUAGAGUAUUUGUCCAAAUACGCCAUUGAUAUGACGGAACAGGCGCGCGAAGGUAAGAUCGAUCCGGUCAUCGGGCGUGAAGAAGAGAUCAGAAGCACAAUACGAGUUCUAGCCCGGAGAAUCAAGUCGAACCCUUGCCUCAUCGGUGAGCCUGGUAUUGGUAAGACUGCCAUCAUUGAGGGCGUAGCCCAAAGAAUCAUUGACGAUGACGUUCCAACAAUUCUACAAGGAUCUAAACUUUUCAGUCUAGACCUUGCCGCUCUCACGGCCGGCGCCAAGUACAAAGGUGACUUUGAAGAGAGACUAAAGGGUGUUUUGAAGGAAAUUGAAGACUCAAAGACUUUGAUUGUCCUUUUCAUCGAUGAAAUUCACAUGCUUAUGGGCAACGGCAAAGACGACGCGGCCAACAUUUUGAAACCGGCGUUGUCCAGAGGACAACUUAAGGUAAUUGGUGCAACGACCAACAAUGAGUACAGAUCGAUCGUUGAAAAAGACGGCGCUUUUGAGAGAAGAUUCCAAAAAAUUGAUGUACAAGAGCCUAGUGUGAGACAGACCGUGGCAAUUCUUCGUGGUUUGCAACAGAAGUACGAGAUUCAUCAUGGUGUGAGGAUUUUGGACAGCUCUUUAGUUACUGCGGCCCAGCUCGCAAAGCGUUACCUGCCAUACCGGAGAUUGCCUGAUUCCGCACUCGAUCUAGUGGAUAUCUCGUGUGCCGGCGUUGCUGUGGCAAGAGAUUCGAAGCCGGAAGAACUGGACUCUAAAGAACGUCAACUUCACCUUUUGCAAGUUGAAAUUAAGGCUUUAGAGAGAGACGAAGAGGCGGAUCCUACCACUAAGGAAAGGCUGCAGCAGGCGAGGCAAAAGGAGGCCUCCUUAAAGGAGGAGCUGGAGCCUUUGAGACAGAGAUACAAUGAAGAAAGACAAGGCCACGAAGAACUCACAAAGGCGAAAAAGAAGUUGGAUGAAUUGGAAAACAAAGCUUUGGAUGCUGAGCGUCGCUACGAUACCGCGACUGCGGCUGACUUAAGAUAUUUUGCCAUUCCUGACAUCAAAAAACAAAUUGAGGAGCUUGAGAACCAAGUGGCAGAAGAGGAAAGACGGGCAGGCGCAGGCGCUAUGGUCCAGAACGUGGUUGACAGUGAUACCAUUGCAGAGACCGCUGCGAGAUUGACAGGCAUUCCAGUCAACAAAUUGACAGAGUCUGAGAAUGAAAAAUUGAUCCACAUGGAAAGAGAACUCUCCUCUGAGGUUGUUGGACAGAUGGAAGCGAUCAAAGCUGUCUCAAAUGCUGUGCGGCUAUCGAGAUCAGGUCUCGCAAAUCCUCGGCAGCCCGCCUCGUUUCUUUUCCUGGGAUUGUCGGGAUCUGGUAAGACGGAACUUGCCAAGAGAAUUGCUGCUUUCUUGUUUAACGACGCUGACGCUAUGAUCAGAGUCGAUUGUUCUGAGUUGAGCGAAAAGUACUCGGUUUCGAAGCUUCUUGGUACCACUGCGGGAUACGUUGGGUAUGAGGAAGGUGGUUUUUUGACCAACCAAUUGCAGCGCAAGCCAUACUCGGUCCUAUUGUUCGACGAGGUGGAAAAAGCCCAUCCUGAUGUGCUAACCGUCAUGUUGCAAAUGCUGGAUGACGGCAGAUUGACAUCAGGUGCGGGAAAGACGAUUAACUGCUCGAACUGUAUUGUCAUUAUGACCUCAAACCUAGGAGCCUCUUUCAUCAACGCUCAGCCUGGCGCAAAGAUUGAAGAAUCGACGAAGGGACUUGUCAUGGGCGCCGUCAAGCAGCACUUCAGACCCGAAUUUUUGAACAGAAUUUCGAGUAUUGUGGUGUUCAAUAAGCUGUCGCACAAGGCCAUUCACCGCAUUGUCGACAUCAGAUUGAAGGAAAUUGAGGAACGAUUCGAGGAAAAUGACAAGCACUACAAACUCGAUGUUUCACCCGAAGCCAAGUCGUUUUUGUCGAAGUAUGGCUACUCCGAAGACAUGGGCGCGCGGCCACUCAACCGGUUGAUCCAGAACGAGAUUUUGAACCGCAUGGCCCUCCGCAUCUUGAAGGGACAGAUCAGAGACAAAGAAACCGUGCACGUUAUUUUGAAGAAGAAGAAGGAGCACGAGGGUCUGGACCAAGAAUUAGAGGUCUUGCCUAAUCACGAAAAUGGCGAUGUCGACAUGGACGUUGACAACGGGUGGGACGACAUCGAAGACGAAAUCGACGACGCCACACCUCUCGACUAA
This is a messenger RNA of Lachancea mirantina, 2718 nucleotides long. The record is from the annotation of a GenBank genome assembly. Lineage: Eukaryota; Fungi; Ascomycota; Saccharomycetes; Saccharomycetales; Saccharomycetaceae.